UUUUGCGUUUCGGCGAACUGCGGGCCAGCUGUUUCUAGCGUCGUUUUAAUACGCAAAUGGCAAUGUAUCGGUUUAGUUGAGAAAUUUUUGUAAUUGUGCUUUAUUGUAAUUGUGCUUUAUUGAUUUAACGUCAGCCCAUCGAUAUAAAAUCAUAGUUAGGGUCAAGGAAAUACAAUUCGAUAGUAACAAGUGAAUUAAUUAGUUCUAGUCUGUACUAUUCUAUUACUCUCUAACAAAUUAUUCUAAAGAGAAAGCUGACUUAAAUGAAGAGAUAGUGUUUUUCUGUCUGAUAGGUAGUGCUAAAGAAUUCCAUUGAGACGCUCCGUAAACUAGAACGCUUUUUCCGCUGCUUUUUCAAGAAAAAAAAAAAAAAUAAAAGUACCUCAUUGAAAAAUCGAGUUUAAAAUGAUCGUCGUCGAAUUGUUGCUGUUAAUGCUGGCCGUCCAGCAUAUCGAAGGUUCGAAUUAUCAGAGGUACGAUGACCCGAUCUCCCAGGCAAUCUCUGAAAAGGGAAAGAAUCAACUCAAUGAACUAGAAAAUAAAAUCAACUUGCCUCGGUAUGGUGACUGUUGGAUGCAAUCGCUGGAACACUUACGCAACGGAUGCCAAUCGCUGACGGAUUCCAUCCAGGUUGAUCUGGCACUGCACUUUACCGAUUGCUUCCUGGAGAUGUCCGGCCAGGAGCGGCUAGAUUGUGCCUCGGAACGGACCGAGAGUCUCAAGCGGCUGUGCAUGAGCGAGAUGAGCGACCGAGCCUUUGGGGUUUAUACGGAAUUCUUCACUCAGACUCAGAAUAUGUGCUUCUUUCUGCAGAGCCAACGCUGGCAGCGGGAAUCGGAUCGGACCGUGGAAAGGCUCACCGUGCGUUCCCGGGAAGUGAGCGACCGUUUGGAAAUGGCUGGCGAGGUACAGCGGGUGGUUUUGGAACAUCAAAAGGAAGGAUUACGUUUGCAGACCGAAAUGCUUGCUUUGGGAAAUGGAUUGGCCAGUUCGUUGAACGGGUCUCAGCUGACUUUGGACAGGUUAACGGAAGAUUUGAAAAAUUCUACCAAACAACACGAAGCCGUGUUGACGGAGUUGUUUCGAGAAUUCUAUCUUCUGCACAGUUGGAUUGUGGGGCGAUAUUCUUUCGUCGAUCGGUUGAUAUUCUACGUAGGCUAUUUGGUGGCCGUGAUGAUUGCCACAUCGUCCAAGCGAACUGCCGAAUCUCGGAGCUUCCUGUUAAUCAAUCUUGUCGCGAGCUUGCUUUUGGAAAUCAUACUUUACAAAUUUCUUUCUUCCCUGGAUAACGUGCAAGUAGAUCAAAUGCAGUGGACCAUCCGAAGAUUAUCGGUUAUUGUUGCUUUACCGGUUUUCCUUUACUUUUCCUAUCGCUUUCAAGAUAGCAACACCAAACUGCUCAAGGAAAUAAGGGAACAAAACGUUCUCAUCAUGGACAAGUUACUUAGACUGAAGAUCGAAUCUUCGGAUAAAACAUCAGCUCAUUCUGUUCCGACCGAUCGCAUGUCAGUGUCUUCCCUCAACAGCCAACGGUCCCAUUUUGAGACCCGCGUCUUCCGAUCACGUCCUUUAAUCAUCCAUCAACACCAGGUGGAAAUUCCGAUAUCGCUUGAACCAGAACUGGAGCCGGAAACGACUGCUAGCGACUACGAGCGUCAGAAUAGAUCCAACGAGCGUCGUUCGUUCAGCCGUCAAACAUCGCCAAUCGUCGAGAGGACACCGUCGUCGAAUCGAUCCCGCCGUGAUCACUCGCAGCAGACGACUUCCGAUUCCAGUACGUCCCGUGGUUCCUCUGUGCGGUACAAUCUGCGGAAGAAAGUCCAACCGUGAUCGUCAUUUACCCGCCGAAGUUCGGUGGAUCAUUCCAUCAAUGACGGCAAUAAGCGCACUGUCGAAACAAGUAUUACCUACUAGGCAUUAAUUAUUUUUCGUUUAGUCGAACUAAUUUAUUAUUAUUUAUUAAGAAUUGACCGUUAUUUGGUUUUUUUUUACUUUGAUCGCUAACAUUCCAAAUCGAAAAUGUUUUUUCUUUAUACAUAAUUCCAAAGUGAAGACAAUUGACACCAAAAUAUUGUAGAUUAACACAUUUAAGUU
Uranotaenia lowii is the source of this 2094-nucleotide messenger RNA. RefSeq lists its product as uncharacterized. The record is from RefSeq and is a predicted model, not a curated record. The transcript has 2 exons. NCBI's taxonomy places the organism in Eukaryota, Metazoa, Arthropoda, Insecta, Diptera, Culicidae. Bases 406 to 1830 code for a protein of 474 amino acids.